AUGAGCUACGGUUCACAGACUAAGGCUGUCGUUAAGAAUGCCGAUAUGGCAGAGGAUAUGCAGCAACGGGCAGUUGACUGCGCCCAGGAUGCCAUGAACAAGUACAGCGUGGAGAAGGACAUUGCUGCCCACAUAAAGAAGGAAUUUGACAGAUUGUACAGUCCCACAUGGCACUGUAUUGUUGGCCGAAAUUUUGGAAGCUAUGUGACUCACGAGACAAAACACUUUAUCUACUUCUACAUGGGUCAAGUAGCUAUUUUGCUUUUCAAAUCUGGCUAA
Echinococcus granulosus is the source of this 279-nucleotide messenger RNA. RefSeq names its product Dynein light chain 2, cytoplasmic. The record is from RefSeq and is a predicted model, not a curated record. Gene Ontology annotation, biological process: cilium assembly; microtubule-based process. Gene Ontology annotation, molecular function: dynein light intermediate chain binding; dynein intermediate chain binding. Bases 1 to 279 code for a protein of 92 amino acids. The transcript has 2 exons. NCBI's taxonomy places the organism in Eukaryota, Metazoa, Platyhelminthes, Cestoda, Cyclophyllidea, Taeniidae. Gene Ontology annotation, cellular component: cytoplasmic dynein complex.